Messenger RNA from Sceloporus undulatus (fence lizard), 3971 nucleotides. It is a transcript of the gene GALNT14, whose product is annotated as polypeptide N-acetylgalactosaminyltransferase 14. The transcript has 15 exons. Gene Ontology annotation, cellular component: Golgi apparatus. The coding region runs from base 640 to 2307 and encodes 555 amino acids. Lineage: Eukaryota; Metazoa; Chordata; Lepidosauria; Squamata; Phrynosomatidae. The record is from RefSeq and is a predicted model, not a curated record.
UGGGAAGAAGGAGCGAAGGAGAGAAAGAGGAAAGGAAAGACGGGCAGAGAGAGGGAAGGAUCAAAAGAGAGAAAGAGAGAAGGGGGAAGGAAAGGCGAGAAGGAGGGAAGGCGAGGAGGAGAGUAUCUUGGGCCGGCUGGAGCUCCAGGGCCUGGGUGUCGAGGCGGCGUCAGGCGCUUCCCGGUCUCUUUCCCCGCCUCUUCUUCUUCUCCUUCUUCUUUCUUCCCCAGCGGAGCCGCUUCUGACCCGGAGGAGGAGCGUGGCCUCGUUGGCUCCCUCGCCGCCUCGGAGUGCGGGGCAGCAGCAGGGGCUCUCCUCCUCCUCCUCCUCCUCCUCGGGAGGCUUCCAGGAGGGAGGGCAGCCGGGGAUUCCUCCUGCCGCCGCCGCCGCCUCCGCCGCCUCUUUCUGGGCUCCAGGAGGCUGGAGAAGGAGGAGGAGGAGGAGGCAGAGGCAUGUCCCUCCCGAGGAGCCCCAGGAGGAGGAGGAGGAGGAGGAGGGGAAAGAGGAAGGCGCGCCGGGACGCCUCCUCCUCCUGCCGCUGCUGCAGCUGCCGGUAGCCCUGGUUGCCUUGUUCCGACGGGGAGGACGCCCCCUUCCCGCCGCCUCCGCCGCCUUGCUCCGCUCUCUGCCCGGGUCAGGAUGAGGCGCCUGAGCCGGAGGGUGGCGUGGUCCAUGCUGGGCAUCCUCUGGCUGGCCGCCCUGCUCUUCUUCUUCUUCUUCGGCGCCCGGAGCAGGAGCAGCGGGGACUCCGCCGCCGGACAGGCCCCCACCUCCCGGGGCUCUGACAUUGAUUGGGAUGAUCUUUGGGAUCAAUUUGAAGAAAGAAAGUACCUGAGUGCCCGGAAGUGGAAGGGUGGAGAGGACCCAUACCGACUCUAUGCCUUCAACCAGCGGGAGAGUGAGAGGAUACCCAGUGACCGUGCCAUUCGUGACACUAGACAUCACAGAUGCACUACAUUACACUACCGUACAGAUCUGCCACCAACCAGUAUUAUCAUCACUUUCCACAACGAAGCUAGAUCUACAUUAUUAAGGACUAUAAGAAGUGUCCUGAACCGAACUCCUGUGCAUCUGGUCCAUGAAAUCAUAUUGGUGGAUGACUUCAGUGAUGAUCCGGAUGAUUGCCGUCUGUUGAUCAAGCUGCCCAAGGUGAAAUGUUUACGCAACAGGAAAAGAGAAGGUUUGAUCCGGUCCCGCAUUCGAGGAGCUGAUAUGGCACAGGCAGGAGUUCUUACCUUUCUGGACAGUCACUGUGAGGUGAACAAGGACUGGUUGCUGCCUUUGCUACAAAGAAUCAAAGAGGAUCCAACUCAUGUGGUGAGUCCAGUUAUUGACAUCGUCAACUUGGACACUUUUGCUUAUGUGGCAGCUUCUUCAGAUCUGAGAGGAGGGUUUGACUGGAGCCUUCACUUUAAGUGGGAACAACUUUCUCCAAAGCAGAAGGCAAAACGUACAGACCCCACAGAGCCAAUCAAGACUCCUAUUAUUGCAGGAGGACUUUUUGUAAUUGACAAGGCAUGGUUCAACCAUCUUGGAAAAUAUGAUGCAGCUAUGGACAUCUGGGGUGGUGAGAACUUUGAAAUCUCCUUCCGAGUGUGGAUGUGUGGUGGAAGCUUAGAAAUCAUCCCUUGCAGUCGGGUGGGCCAUGUCUUCCGGAAGAAACACCCCUACAUCUUCCCAGAGGGAAAUGCCAACACCUAUAUCAAAAACACCAAGCGCACAGCUGAAGUAUGGAUGGAUGAAUAUAAGCAGUACUAUUACGCUGCCCGGCCUGCAGCUCAAGGGAGGCCAUAUGGAGACAUCCAGAGCAGAGUAGAACUGAGAAAGUCAUUAAAAUGUCACACCUUCAAGUGGUAUCUGGAAAACGUCUAUCCGGAACUCAGAAUUCCUGAGGAAUCACUUUACCAGACAGGGAUGAUACGGCAGAGGCAAAGAUGCUUGGAGACCCAGAAGUCGGAAGGACAAGAUUUUCCAGUUGUGAUCUUAAACCCCUGUAUCACAAGUAAAGGUCCAGCAUCAGCAGCACAGGAAUGGACGUAUACAUACAACCAGCAAGUCCGCUACCAACAGUUGUGCUUGUCCAUACAUACUCUCUUUCCAGGUUCCCAGGCAGUGCUCUUGCCUUGCAAAGAAGGGGAUGGCAAGCAGCGAUGGAAUAAAGUUGGUUCUCACAUUGAGCACAUGGCGACCCGUUACUGCCUAGACACAGAAAUGGUGGGGGACACCAAUGAGAACAUGAGAGAAGUUGUCAUUAACCCCUGCGAGAGCACAGCAAUGAGUCAGCGGUGGGAGAUGGUGAUGUCCUGACUGUGACUGUCAAUAUACCAGCCAACUCACCCGAAAGGACCUUUGUUCUGAACUGCCAAGGCUAUCGUCCAAGCUUGGAGUAGGGUGGAGCUUGCCUUAGAGUGGGCCAGAAGCCAAAGAAUAAGGACCUACAGCUGUGCCUAGGUUGAAAAAAGCACACAAGUGCUGGCUCUGAGAGUCACAGCAUAUUCACACCAGGUGGGGCCAUACAUCCAUACAGUUAGGAACAACAUGACUUAAUCGUCUUUUAAGAAUCCUCGUCUGUUAGCUAAAACAGAAGAUGCUCUUCUCAUUUUUGAGAAGGGGAUCUGCUGAAAUCAGUAAACAUGGUAUUUAUUGCCCUCAUUGCCAGGAUGGGUGGGAAAGUCUUGGAAAACAGUAAAUGAGAGAACAGCUUUUUGCAGGAAAGGGUGGGGAAAGGAGAAGUUAGGUGUUACAGGAAUGUAGGAAUUGUCAUGUUGGGUAAUUGGAUAGAAAAGGCCAAUGAACCUUGCACUUUUGAUUGAUGUAAUUAAGCACAUCUCCUGAAAGGCACUGGAGUAAGUUAUAUUGCACAUAGGAAUUUGUAUGGGACCCACGUCCUUGUUGUGUACUUGAUACUGUAUGUAUGAGAUUAUGAGAAAGAGAGAGAGAGAGAAUGUGUGUAUGAGAAAGAGAAUUUAUUACUAUCUGGGAAUUUUGUUCCAAACCUAAUGGGUAUAGAGGAGAAGGAAAGGUUUACAGGUCUGCUGCACAAGGCUUCCUUCAGGGUUGGGGUGAGGAGGAGGACUCUGGUCUAGAAAUGGCCAGAGAGAGAGAGAGAGAGGUUGAAUUCUCACUUUACACAGGGCCACACACCCAGCUUAUAACAGGUACUCCAAUCACACAGAGUUGGCAUGCAGACUGCCCUAUAAAAAGUGAAAAUGGCAAGAAUUUGCCCUUGGUGGUACCUCACUGGCAGUCUGUGAGCUUUGGCAAAUGGCCCAGCUUGCCAAUUGGUAGCAUGUGAUGUGUUGUGCUGUUCUUGUCUUGAAGCUCCCCAUCCUAUGGCGCUUCUCUGAGACUGCACACUUGAGAUGACCAUGGCUGUUUUUCAAAAAAUUUAAGGAAUGUAAGAUAAAGCUAACAUUCCUUGUGGUAUAAGAUAUUCUCUCUCCUGCUCCCCCAGAUCUACAAUGUUCUUUGACUAUGUUGAUCUUCAAUAUAUCUUUUCAAAAUGUAUUGAUCCAGAGGCUAUAGUAAGACCCAGUUGUAUGUGUGCUUAAUUAUCAUACAGAUGAGCAUUGAAUGUUAGCAUUAAACACUGUAUCGGGCAUAUAGGUUUGAACAAUCUGGAUUAUGUAAGUAGUGUUCUAAAUCCAUAUUGUUUGGAAUGCAGAAGUACAAGUGAUCCUGGUCAUCUAAGUAAAUGUAUUUGUGUAGCACUGGUGAAUCGAAUGCUGCUCUAGCCAAUGCUAGCUUUGUCAUACCAUUUUGUACUCUGAUCCAGCCUAUGCACGUUUGUGGUGAGAGACUGAGUCAUGACUCUGUAUGAGAGGCUGAUUAACACUGUUCCCUUUCCCAUCUCAGGGGGGUUUCAGUUGAGGCUGAAACCACCUGCUGAUCCUGUAAUGUGUCUCUCACUGUUUAAAGACCUUGGAAUAGGGGAAAUUUUCACAUACAUCAUAAAAAAUAUUAUUUUGCUA